Messenger RNA from Halichondria panicea, 1784 nucleotides. Its product is annotated as trichoplein keratin filament-binding protein-like. Gene Ontology annotation, biological process: apoptotic process. NCBI's taxonomy places the organism in Eukaryota, Metazoa, Porifera, Demospongiae, Suberitida, Halichondriidae. The coding region runs from base 136 to 1632 and encodes 498 amino acids. The record is from RefSeq and is a predicted model, not a curated record. Gene Ontology annotation, cellular component: keratin filament. The transcript has 21 exons.
UGUGCACCCAAAUACUUUUGUUUUUCCAUGGUGAAUUUAAGCCAACACGUACUGUUGCAACUGAACACACCACCAAGAUCUGCUAUAUCUACACAUGCUACUAUCUAGCCUACUAGGCCAGACAACUCUAAUAAAAUGGCUCUCCCCACAUUAAGGUCGUACUACAAAGUACACCGUCCCCACUCUGUGGCUGAGGGACGCAUCGUAAGCAGGAGAGUGUUGGAGGAGGAUGUCAGGCAGAGAUGGGCAGAGAACUCAAAAUACUUCAACAGUUCCAACGUGAGAGCCAGCAAACAGGAGGCCUGGACAUCCAGUAAAUCGUUCCAGGGCAGCAUGGAUGCAUACCACAAGAGAGGUAUUGAGGAAGAGAAGAGAAGAAAACUUCUGGUCAGAAGGCAGAGAUUAAGUGAACUGCUUGAAAAGGAAAAUAAAGAAUACGAGGUUGAGUUGAAGUCACGCUCUCCUGAUCAGUUGGCAACCAUGAGAGAUAGAGCUGAACAUCUCAAAGGGCAACGUGAAAAAGAAAGGAAAAUGAUAGCGGAUGAAAAAUUUUAUGAGCACUGGAAGGACAACUGUCCUGAGCUUAGAAAAGUGGAGUCCAGGGAAACGAAUAAACAUAUUGUCAGUGAGUGGGGGAAACAAAGGGAAAGAAGAGAACAGGAAUUGGAAACAGCAAGACAAGAGAAAAAAAUGUAUGAGUUGGAGUUGGAGCAAGAUAGGUUGGCGGCCCUGAAACUACAGGACAAGGAGCAAGAGAGGCAAAAGAAGGAGCUCAAGGAGCACAGUGAGGUGCUCAAACUACAAAUGAGAGAAAUCAAACGAAGAGAGAAGGAGGCUGCUCUGCUGGAACAAAAACAGGCUAAACUAAUUCAGGAUCAAAUUGAACUGCAGAAGGCGGAAGAUUCAAGGAAAGCAAUGGAGGAAAAACGAAAAAAGAGUGAACUACGGAGAUUUCUCAUCCAUCAAUGCAAGGCUCAGCUUCGAAGAAAAAGUCAACAGAUACAAGAGUCACUGGAAUUAGAUCUUGCAAUCCUUGAAGAUUUGGCAGAAAAGGAAAAGGAAGAGCAAUCAUUACACACUGCUCGUAGGGAGAGAGCUCGUGCAGAUACCCUAUGGAUGAAGGAGAUGGUCACUAAACAACUGGAGAUCGAAAAGCAAAGAGAAUUGGAAUUGGACAAUAUGUACCGAGAAGAGGCUGCCCGACUGUGGCAAAAGCGUGAGGCAGAGUGGGAAAAAGAACAGCAAGCGAGAGAGCGGUUAAUGAAAGAGGUAUUUGAAGAGCGAAAACAACAGAUUAAUGUGAAAAUGGAUGUACUUAAAGAAGAGCAGUCUCAGUCGAUUCAAGAGCGUGAGAGACUGAUUGAGGAGAUGGAGGUGGAGGUGGAAAGAGAGGAGGCUGAAGCCACCGCCAGACAGAGAGAUACUGCCAUGAUGGCACAAGGAUGGCACCAACAAAUCAAGGAGAAAACAAGGAAGGAAGAAAUAGAAUAUAUGAGGUACCAGCGAGAACAGGAAGAGCAGAGGAUGGCUGAAGAAACAUAUGCAGCACAGGUUCAUGAUGAAGAGAAUAUAAUAACCACCAGGAGAUACACACCCAAGACGUAUUCAAGAAAGAAAGUAGCAUGGAACUGAAUGAAAUAAAACGUUUAUAAACCAAAACAAGAGUACUCAUUGCAGGAACUAUAAGGCUCUAUCAUCAUGUCACUUACUUAAUUAUAAUUAUGUACUGUAUUUUUGCUGUUGAUAAUCCCCAGCACGUGUUUUAUUAUUACCACAUGCACAGU